Cadophora gregata is the source of this 3926-nucleotide messenger RNA. RefSeq lists its product as uncharacterized. The record is from RefSeq and is a predicted model, not a curated record. Bases 1802 to 3280 code for a protein of 492 amino acids. NCBI's taxonomy places the organism in Eukaryota, Fungi, Ascomycota, Leotiomycetes, Helotiales, Ploettnerulaceae. The transcript is spliced from 5 exons.
GAGCGACCCCCCCACUCCCCGUCCUGGCAAACACUUUCCUCUUUCUCAUCAUCCUGUGCACCCCUUAUGCCUCAACUUUCUCACUCCAGCAGAACCUCUGCCAUCGACACUCUUACUUGCCUCAGCCCCAAGCACCUGGACUCACUUCCGUCAACUGCAUCCGCACUGUUCUCUACCUCCACUACUGGCCACUGUACUUGAAUCUCAGAAAGCUUUCCGUCGAUCCAGAAGACUGUCCAUUUUCUUUUUCAGGAUUUCAUUAUCCCAAUGACUCUUGUUCAAACUCAAACCAUUUGUGGGACCCUACACCUGGAUACCAGUAUGACAGGGUACAACCAACUCAAGCAAUCCGUCAGGACCAAGGCAGGAUCCGCCAGGUAUAUUGUUAUUUCCUUCUUCGUGCUUGAAAGUUUUUGGUGUUUUACGAGCAGAAUCAUGUCGUCCGAAAGCAAUGUUACCAGAGACUUUUUUUUUGCGCAACAUCUCCGACUGCCACAGGAAAUAUCCGGACCAAAAUCACUUGCCCGGGAAGAUCCCAAAGGUUCCAUUCUCCCAGGUCACAGCCUAACCAGGCAUUCGUCAUGUGACCAGUCCACCUGUGACAUAUACCUUAUAUUAUCAGAAAGGUCAAGUGUGAGUAUCGCCCUACCCAAUCAACGACAACUCCAGAGUGUUCCUUACAAGGACUCCCAUUGGAUAUGUAAUCUGGACUGUACGGAUCAUCUAAAGGCUUUCAGCGUGAUAGCCUCCGGCUGAAUCACGUGCGACUUUCCUGGAUUCGAACCGAGUGGAACUGGUCUUGGCUGCUACAUGCUACAAGCAUCAUGUCAACUUCAUAGGAACGCCACCACCAACCUAUAUCUGUGUAAAUACACCUUACUGUCCUGUUCUGACAUCGACAUGGCCAUGUUGAUCUACUCGUCUCCUACUUGAGAUGACUUGCAUCCGCGAUGGAACUUUGCAUACUCGACACUGCCAAGGACGUUGAAGCUCAGCUACCCAGGACAUCUGGCAUUUCUCCCAAAGAAAGGCCAUUAACCCACGGAUAUGUUGUAAUCCAUGUCUGUCACUUUAGACAGCCUUCAAGUCGCCUUCGACUAGGAUUGACCGUCCCCAGCCGGCGACACAUGGUCAUCAGGGCAUUUAUUCAUGCCAAUGUAAUAGACGCCAUCAUCCCUGGACAUGGAAUUUAUCUCCGUUGAAGGACCCAAUGGAACCUAGCAUGAAUCUUGUUCGAUCCAUGGAACCUUGCCUCUAGCCAUCCAACUUUUGAGAUAGUAGGACUCUGCCACCUUGUCUGGACACCCCAUACCAAGGUACCCCUUGUUGGUCUGUAGUCACUUAUGAUCCCACCUAGACGUGAAUAUCAACUGACAAUUCCUGUUCUAGGCUUGUUGAUAAGAUGUUGUGCUCGUUACUUUUUGUUCCUUUUUUGCGUUGCAGUUGAUUUUUAAAACAUAAGUGGAAGCACAGAACACUAACCCAAAUAUCCAACAGCGGUUUUUCUCUCCAAAAUGGACCACAUUUCUCCCAUGGACUGCCUGGAUUUUCUUUGAACCAAACAGAACCUACCCAGGGUCAAAACAGUGGACAUAUCUGGAAGGUUGAAGGUCAACAGUACUUGCACCAAGAUCCAGUUGCAUCCCAAGGCACUACCCAGAAUGGACUUUCUGAUUCUUUCAACUCUUUCCAUGAUACCCAGGAGAGCAAGACAGGUCAAUAUGAUGGCCGUGGCUCAUUUUCAGGCUCCACCCGGAGCCAAUGGAACAGCGAGCUUGCUCCUCACCUGGAGGCCGUGGCAAUGUCCCGGAAUGCCUCCCAGGAUUCUAUCGGAGCUCAAUCCCAAAGGACUACUAACUCAUAUGAUCAAAGCCAAUCAGCGAGGAUGUACCCCAAUGUUUCCCAGAUGUCAUACCACAUGUCUUCUGCAAGCUCAGAAGUGACAGGCAGGUCCAACAGUCCUGAAAGCUCUGCUAUGUAUACUCCCACACAACAGAUGGAAAUGCAAGUAUUCGACAAUUUCCCAUAUCCAGGAGAGGACUUUUCGGGGGCCCACCCCAUGUUUCACAGAGGAUCAACAACCAGCAGUGUCACGACACACCCUAUUGUCUCAUUAUCUGCAGGUCCUUCUUACGGUUUGUACUCGACCGCUGGUAGCGAGUCCUUUGUACCGACAGGAUCAAACUCCAUUGCAGCCCAAGGUCCAGUUCCGAGAGACUCUAUGAUGUACCAGGCAGGUACAAUCUUGGAGUCUCCCACACUGUGGGACAACGGCCCCGGGUAUCUGGAUUCUCAAAGAUCAUCCCCUAUUCUCCUUGAAGAUCCAUGGACCCUUCCCCCAACCCAAUUGGCGACAUCUGCAACAAACAGUCCUUUCGAACACUCACCGAGUGUAGAAGGCAUAUCUCCUAGGGUAAUGAGAAAACCUAUUGGACCCCGAGCUUCCAAGGUCAACAGUGACUUGGCUGCCAGAGGUCAACGCCUCCCAGGAACUUCUGAGGCUUCUGAUGAGUCCUUCAAGUUGGGCGGCCGCCCCAAUGUGGAUCUGGACAAUACUGCCCGAGACCAUCACCUAUACCACAAUGUCACUCCACAAGCUGAUGGACUGUACCACUGCCCAUGGGAAAAGGACCCUCAAUCCAAUUGCCAACACAAGCCCGAGAAGCUCAAGUGCAACUACGACAAAUUUGUCGAUUCGCAUCUCAAGCCAUACAAGUGCAAGGUUACCGCCUGCAAGGAUCUCCAGUUCUCAUCCACCGCAUGCUUACUCCGUCAUGAGCGUGAGGCUCAUGGUCUCCAUGGCCAUGGCGACAAGCCCUUCUUGUGCACCUAUGACAGCUGCGAGCGAGGACUUCCUGGAAAUGGCUUCCCACGCCACUGGAACCUGCGUGACCACAUGAAGCGUGUCCAUAAUGACCCAGGACAAGCUCAGAGUAAGAGCAAUGCAUCUGCAUCUCCGCCACCAUCUGGAAGCAUCAAAAAUAAGAAGCGUAAGGCUGACAGUGUUGAAUCAUCCGUCAUGUACAAGGCUCCAAAGAGGAUUUCCACACCCCCUGCUGUCAUACGUCAGCCACAGGAACCCAGCUUGAUUGAUCGUUACCAGGAGAAGCACCAGGCGCUCCAGGAUCUCGUGAAUCAGCUUGUUGACCCCACACGUGUGGACAACAUAUCAUUGCUCCGCAAUGCAAUGGAUUGUAUCAAGGUAAUGGCCCAGACCACCCAGCGUAUCAAUGCCGCUCCAGUCAUGGGACAACACAUGUUCACCCAGCAAUCCGGCUGAAUGACCGAUAAUAUUUCUACUUGACGCAACAAACUUCACAAUCUGCAAGACGGAGAUGGCCACUUCGAUCCUAGACAUAUUACGGAGACAGUACAGCGUUCCCAGUCGCGUACCUCCCCCACAGGAUAUCGACAGUUUCAAGUCAUGUACCAGUCAUGCACACAAACCAUAGGAUACAGCCAUAGGAACAAGCCAUGGACGUUGUUUUGCCGAGGACAUUUGAUGCCGGAUAUACAGCCGUGGACAAGCCCUAUGGAUUGCAUGGACCGUUGCCAGGACUUUGAGCCGUAUGAGCUUUGAUGCCGGAUUGCUUGCAUUACUGUUCCAUGCUGGGGUGAUGAUGAGGAUGACAGUGGCUUGCGCUCGCAUCAGAUAUGAGGAGGAGAAAGAGGAGAAAGAAAGAAGAAGAAGAAGGGUGGAAUGCUCAUCAGAGUAUCGCUCGGUUGGGUUUUGAUUCUGUUGUUGCUGCCUUAUUAGUCCUUGAAUAUUGUUAUGAAGAGGAGGCAUAGUGAGAUUUAAUCGUUGGGGAGGUGGGUAGCGCGGAAAUUCCGAGGAUUUUCGUCGCAAUGUGGAGGAAAAAGUUGGUUGGUUAUAGCAUAGUUUUAUAUAUAGCAUGGAAUUCACCUUCGUCGCAAUACAAUCUCAC